Messenger RNA from Lactuca saligna, 1734 nucleotides. NCBI's taxonomy places the organism in Eukaryota, Viridiplantae, Streptophyta, Magnoliopsida, Asterales, Asteraceae. The record is from the annotation of a GenBank genome assembly.
CGAAAUUCGCUUCACCGAACGUUUACCCUCACAAAUUCACACUCAGAAAAACUAGGGUUUAGGUUUCAACUAUAGGGGCAUUUGAAUUUUGAGCUUUGGCUCAAAGCUCCCUUCGACCCAACAUAAACCCUAGGCAAUCGUAAAGGGAAGCACUUGAAGGGAAAAAAAUCAUGAAAUGAUGAUAGGAGCUCUAGCUUCAAUGACAUUUUGCAAAUCGAAACAGCUGAAGAAUCUCAUCUUCACCCCGUUUCUAUAUCGCCAAUUUCUUCACGAGCCCAGUUUUUCUGAUGUUAUAUACAAGGUUCUGCAUCAUGAACAAGCUGUUAUUUCAUUACAUGGAGCCAAAAGAUGCUUCCAUGGGGGUGGGGGUAUGGUGUGGUAUCAUUCAGCUCCUAUUGACACAGUUCUCAAAGUUAUUGAGCCAGCAUUGAGCCAUGGAACCGAGACUGUAGCUAAUGGUUCAGCUGAAACUAAACCAAAGAGGAAAAAGUUAAAGGGGAAAAGAGCAGUUGUAAGAUGGCUCAAGUUCUUCAGAUUCAAGAAGAAGAAAGAUUAUGAAAGAAUGACAUCAGAAGAAAAAAUUCUCUUCAAACUGAGAAAGGCUCGAAAAAAGGAGGAACGAUUGGUUGAAGCAUUGAAGAAGAUCGAACCAAAAGAAUCAUCAGAAACAACCCACGAUCCAGAAAUCCUGACACCCGAAGAACACUUUUACUUCUUGAAAAUGGGCAUAAAAAGCAAGAAUUACGUGCCAAUUGGAAGAAGGGGAAUAUAUCAAGGUGUGAUUCUCAACAUGCAUUUGCAUUGGAAAAAACACGAGACUCUGCAAGUGAUUGUGAAGACAUUUACACGAGAGGAGGUGAAGGAGAUGGCAGUAGAGCUUGCAAGAUUGACUGGAGGAAUUGUGCUUAAAAUUCUGGAAGAUGAUGAAACCAUUAUUAUGUAUAGAGGAAAGAAUUAUUCACAACCACCUACAGAGAUAAUGUCCCCUAGGGUUACCCUCCCUAGGAAAAAGGCAUUAGACAAAUCAAAAUACAGAGACGCCCUUCGUGCAGUUAGAAGAUACAUUCCAAGACUUGAACAUGAUCUUGAGCUUCUUCAUGCAAAGGCUGAAAAUGAAUCAGAAAUUGAUCUAAAUACACAAUUUGAUGAACCUCAAGAACAUUCAAAUCUUCAACUUGAAGCUAAACAAAAGCUGAGAGAACUCGGUAAAAAUGAUAAUAAGUUCAAUGAAGAUGAUGAUGAUGAUGAUGAUGAUUGUGUUAAUGGUUCGGAACUUGUUUCGGAUUCAGAAGAUUUGUCGGAUAUUUUUGAGACAGAUUGUGAAACGGAUGAAGAGAUUAUAAAGAACGAGGAUGAAAAACCGCUUUAUUUGGAUGAAUUUGACAAGUUUCAGGUUCAAAGUAAGGUGGAUGAAAAAGAUUUUGAGGAACAUUUAAGGAGGAUAUCUGCGGGCUCAAAGAAGGAAAAGGAUGUGGGGCCCGAUUUUGAUUUUGAUGAGGUUGAUCGAGUGGUUCUACGAGCUGCUUCACUUCUGAAGAAACGAAGAAGAUGAUGGGUUUGGAUUAUUAUGGCAUUUUGUGUUUUGGUUGAUUAGUUAGAUUGCCUUUGUUUCAAGUGUUAACAUUGCUAUUUAGCCAUGAAGUAUUUCCAUUUUGGUGUUUUACAUCUCUAAUUGUUUGAUUGUAUAUCAUAUAGAUUGUUAAACAUAUGAAAUGACAUAAUGUUUUUUUUUAA